CGCUUUUUGAAUUGGUGUCGGUGGCCGCUCAUGGCGGAGAUCGUCUGUGUGGUGCUGAAGAGAGAAACUUGAGAAUUAAUCAUGUCUGACAACAGCACACUGAUGUCUGAAACCGGGAGGAGUCUCUUGGCUGAUUCUUCCGUUCUAGAUUCAAAAAUUAUAGAGAAUUCAAAAGAGAAUAUAUUUCCUGCACCUAUUUCAGAUGUUGAAGAAGAAAUGCCUCAGAUAGAAACAAGAGUGGUCCUGGUUCAGGAAGCAGGGAAGCGUGAAGAGCUUCUGAAAGCCUUGGAGACCAUUAAGAUAAUGGAAGUUCCAGUUAUAAAGAUAAAGGAAACUAGUCCUGGUAAAUCAGAAGAAAAACUAAUAAAAAGUAUUAUUCAUAUGGAAAUCAAAAUGCCCUACAUGAAGAUGGACUCAAUAGAAGAACUUGGAGAUUCUGAUUCCCCAGAAUUUGAGACGGUGUUUGUUGUAGCAGACUUCCAAGAUUCUAUGUUUAACAACCUCUACAAAGCAGAUUGCCGGGUUGUUGGACCUCCAGUAGUACUGCACUGUGCACAGAAAGGAGAGCCUUUACCUUUCUCAUGUCGUCCACUGUACUGUGCGAGUAUGUUGAACUUGGUACUGUGCUUUACGGGAUUCAGAAAAAAAGACGAAUUAAUUAAACUAGUGACCUUGGUUCAUCAUAUGGGUGGAAUUAUUCGAAGAGACUUUAGCUCAAAGGUUACACAUCUGGUGGCUAACACAACGUCAGGAGACAAAUUCAGAAUUGCUGUGAGUCUGGGUACUCCAAUCAUGAAAGCUGAGUGGAUUUAUAAAGCUUGGGAGAAAAGAAAUGAAAUUGAUUUCUGUGCAGCUGAUGAUGACUUUCGAAAUCAAUUCAAGGUUCCUCCUUUUCAGGACUGCAUGUUAAGUUUCCUUGGAUUCUCUGAUGAAGAGAAAGCUAACAUGGAGGAAAUGACAGAAAUGCAAGGAGGACAUCACUUGCCAGUUGGUGAUGACAGGUGCACACACCUAGUGGUUGAAGAAAAUACAGUAAAAGACCUUCCAUUUGAGCCUUUAAAAAGUCUUUAUGUUGUAAAGCAAGAGUGGUUCUGGGGAAGCAUUCAAAUGGAUGCCAGAGCUGGAGAGUCCAUGUAUUUAUUUGAAAAGUCAGAGAGUCCAGGCCUUAAAAAGUCUGUGUCGCUACUUUCUCUGAAUACUCCAAACAGCAACCGUAAAAGAAGGCGCUUGAAAGAGACACUUGCCCAGCUGACCAGAGAAACUGAUAUGUCACCGUUCCCGCCUCGGAAACGGCCCUCAGCUGAACAUUCGCUCUCUAUUGGGUCCUUGCUGGAUAUUUCUAACACUCCAGAGUCAAGCACUACCAAUGGAGAAACACCAAAAUCCUGCGCAAGGCCUUCUAAAAACUCAACACCUCUGCCAUUGAAGCAGUCUGCAAGAUGGCAGGUUGCGAAGGAAUUGUAUCAGACAGAAAGUAACUACGUUGAUAUUCUAACAACAAUCAUUGAGUUGUUUCAAGUACCGCUGGAAAAGGAAGGACAACUUGGAGGACCAAUCCUUGCACAGGAAGAGAUCAAGACCAUAUUUGGCAGCAUACCAGAUAUUCUUGAUGUGCAUAUUAAAAUCAAGGAAGACCUGGAAGAUCUUAUGAUAAAUUGGACUGAAAGCAGAAGUAUUGGUGAUAUCAUUCUUAAAUAUUCAAAAGACUUGUUGAAAACAUACCCUCCAUUUGUGAAUUUCUUUGAAAUGAGCAAGGAAACUAUUACAAGAUGUGAAAAACAGAAGCCAAGAUUUCAUGCCUUCUUAAAGAUAAAUCAAGCUAAGCCAGAAUGUGGCCGUCAAAGCUUAGCUGAACUCCUUAUCCGUCCUGUUCAGAGACUGCCUAGUGUUGCUCUGCUUCUAAAUGAUCUUAAGAAGCAUACAGCAGAAGAAAACCCAGACAAAGUAACUCUAGAGAGAGCUAUUGAAUCAUUAAAGGAAGUGAUGACACACAUUAAUGAAGACAAAAGGAAAACAGAAGCACAAAGGCAGAUCUUUGAUGUUGUCUAUGAAGUUGAUGGAUGUCCAGCCAAUCUCCUGUCCUCUCACCGAAGCUUAGUUCAGCGUUUGGAAACGGUUGCACUUGGCGAUGACCUCUGUGACAAGGGAGAGCAGGUCACACUCUUCCUGUUUAAUGAUUGUCUAGAGGUUGCAAGGAAACGGCAUAAAGUUAUUGGUGCUUUCAAGAGUCCCCAUGGUCACACCAGGCCUCCUGCAUGUCUCAAGCAUGUUGUUCUCAUGCCUCUCUCCCAGAUCAAGAAGGUGCUAGACAUCAGGGAAACAGAAGAUUGCCACAAAGCUUUCGCCUUAGUUGUGCGGCCACCUACAGAGCAGAACAACAAACUACUCAGUUUCCAGAUGACAACUGAAGAACCUCCUAAAGAAGACUGGUUGAAGAUGCUGUGUCGGCAUGUGGCUAACACAAUUUGUAAAACAGAUGCAGAAAAUCUCAUUUAUACGGUUGAUCCUGAUUCAAUUGAAGUAAAUACUAAAGAUAUGGACAGUACACUAAGCAGAGCAUCCAGAGCAAUAAAGAAAACAUCAAAAAAGGUUACAAGGGCAUUUUCUUUCACCAAAACACCAAAAAGGGCUCUUCGAAGGGCUUUAAUGACACACAGCACCAUAGAAGGACGAAGCCCCUGCUCAACUAAUGAGAGUUUUAUAGGCAGUCGCCUGCCUAGUACAUCGUCCCUAGCGGCUGUUCCUUCUCCUUCCUUGGUCAGCCUUCCUUCCAUCUUUGAAAAAAGGAGUCACACAUUAAGCCGAUCAACAACCCACUUGAUAUGACACAGUUUCUAAAAUACAAUGUCAUAUUGUAGUGACCAACAAGCAGCUGGCUGUUCGAAUGACCUGUUACUGACAUUAAUGGUACCUUAGUCAUUAGCACUUAGCAAUAAUUAGCAAAAUGUUAGUUAACACUAAGUUAAUCACAAGAGGUUUUUACUUGUAUUGAAGCAGAUCAGCUAAUCAGUGGAACAGGCAACUUUGUCUUUAAGACAUUUGCACAAAUCUUUUUCUCUCACCAGCAUAACGGAAGCGUCCUCUUUCAUUAAAAAAUGUCCCCUCUAGGCAAUGAACUAGUUUGUCAGAUUUUGCAAUGAAGAUGAUGAUCGUGUAACACACCACUGUUUCGGAUGACUCUUAUAUUUGCCUCACUUCAUCAGUUGGCUGAGUGAUCUAAACCAACACCUGAGCUGUUGAUGUCUUCAGUGGAGAUGUGUUAUGAAGUACCUGACCUUUUAAGUAUGACAGUUGACCUGUUGUACAGCUGCUUAUUCCAGAUAUUUUGUAAAUGUAGCUGUUUAUAAAGAAAUAGAUUCUUAUUUUACUGACUCCAUAAUGGUCUUCUGCAGUCUCACUGUAACACGGUGGUAAGUUAUGUAGGUUGAUCUGAACAGUCAAUUUAAAGCCAGGACUCACUUUGAGCACCCAAAGUGAUUCAGGACAAUUCAGUGGAAGUCUGAGGAAAAGUAAUAAUGCUCUGUGUGUGUUUGUGUGUCUGUUCUGUUUUGUUUUUGUCCCCACUCUCUAAACAGCCAUAAUUAAGAGAAGCUUCCAAAUACUUAGCUAACAAUUUGUUGUUUAACACCAGAGAUGAUGGUUGGUGACGGUGGAGGUGAAACUCGAGGGCCUGGUUUUGGUGUGCUAAACCUUAGGUGCAGCACUACUAAGGCUUUCCCCAAGUUGCUUAGAUAGGAGUGUCUUCAUUCACACCAGUCUGUUUUUUUCCAUCUCCUCUCAACUGCUCUGUACCAACACCAUCUCGGGAACCAUCUAAAUAUGUAUAUUUCUGCAUUUCAUUAACAGUUUAACUGUCUGCUUGUAUUAGGAGUUCUCAACUUCUGUUUCUUUUUUUCUGAAUCUUUUUAAACCACCACAAUGUUGUCUAUGUAAUUAGUGAUGCUUCCCACUGUGUCAUAUUUUGUCUGUUCACUGUUUUUAUAUAGCUUUUUUUGCCAAUCCUAUCAAUGUAAAUAAACUGUUUAAAAUAACACUGCUUAUGGUUUUGCUAAACAGAUUUAGAGUCCACUUUUUGAGCAUAAAAUGUGUUGGGCUCUAGCUUACAACUAUAUUCUGGCUAGUCAUCUAGCUAUAGUUCAUAGUAUAUAACCUAGCAGACAAAAUCUUCUACAACUGACCCUUGACCAUCAUUCUUUUUAUAUGUGCAUCAUUCUCUUCCCCUUUGUCUUACAUACCCAAAAAUAUGAAUCCACAGAAUGAGUUUUAUUG
Nothoprocta perdicaria is the source of this 4269-nucleotide messenger RNA. RefSeq names its product epithelial cell transforming 2 (gene ECT2). NCBI's taxonomy places the organism in Eukaryota, Metazoa, Chordata, Aves, Tinamiformes, Tinamidae. Bases 82 to 2826 code for a protein of 914 amino acids. Gene Ontology annotation, molecular function: GTPase activator activity; guanyl-nucleotide exchange factor activity. The transcript has 25 exons. Gene Ontology annotation, cellular component: cell cortex; nucleus. The record is from RefSeq and is a predicted model, not a curated record. Gene Ontology annotation, biological process: regulation of cytokinesis, actomyosin contractile ring assembly; activation of GTPase activity; mitotic cytokinesis.